Molecule: messenger RNA, 693 nt
Organism: Apodemus sylvaticus (European woodmouse)
Lineage: Eukaryota; Metazoa; Chordata; Mammalia; Rodentia; Muridae
Exons: 3
Coding region: 1-693 (230 amino acids)
Cellular component (GO): cytosolic large ribosomal subunit
Molecular function (GO): structural constituent of ribosome; RNA binding
Source: RefSeq, a predicted model, not a curated record
AUGGUGGCUGCAAAGAAGAUGAAAAAGUCUCUGGAGUCAAUCAACUCUAGGCCCCAGCUUGUUAUGAAAAGUGGAAAGUACGUGCUGGGGUAUAAGAGGACUCUAAUGAUGAUCAGACAAGGCAAAGCGAAGUUGGCUAUCCUUGCCAAUAACUGCCCAGCUUUGAGGAAAUCUGAAAUAGAGUACUAUGCCAUGUUGCCUAAAACUGGUGUCCAUCACCACAGUGGCGAUAACAUUGAACUGGGCACAGCGAGUAGAAAAUUCUAUAGAGUAUGCACACUGGCUGUCACUGACCCAUGUGAUUCUGAUAUUAUUAGAAGCACGCCAGAACACACUGGUGAGAGUGCUGAAAAAUCUGCUUCGUUUCAGGGGAAAAAAAGUAAAAAGCUUAAUUGUUUCCUACAACUUCACUUUUCAGUCUGUUCUGAGGAGAGUGUCCUCACAGAGGGUGUGCUGACUUCAUCACCUCCAGCACUCCUGGAUGUGGCCGCAAAUGGGAUAUUGGCAGGAACAGAUGCUGAAAACAGCUUCCCUCCCAUCUGGAGGUUUCAGAGACUGAAGAAGCUCACAGAUGAUGGAGCUCCUGUUCCUGAUUCUGUUCUUUCCCUCCUGCUCCUGUACUAUGGCCAAGCUAUCCAGCUCUCCCUGCCCAGGGUUGCACACAUCAAAGUGCUGCUCUCAUCGGGUGUCUGA